Saccharomyces kudriavzevii IFO 1802 is the source of this 1317-nucleotide messenger RNA. It is a transcript of the gene CLB5, whose product is annotated as B-type cyclin CLB5. Gene Ontology annotation, cellular component: centrosome; cytoplasm; nucleus. Gene Ontology annotation, molecular function: cyclin-dependent protein serine/threonine kinase regulator activity. Bases 1 to 1317 code for a protein of 438 amino acids. Lineage: Eukaryota; Fungi; Ascomycota; Saccharomycetes; Saccharomycetales; Saccharomycetaceae. Gene Ontology annotation, biological process: regulation of cyclin-dependent protein serine/threonine kinase activity; G2/M transition of mitotic cell cycle. The transcript has a single exon. The record is from RefSeq and is a predicted model, not a curated record.
AUGGGAUGCAAUGAGGACUACGAGCACGGCGUUAGAAGCAGUUCUAUGAUUCAUAAUGAAAACAAGACACAAUUGAGCAGUACAAGCGUAAAAAUUACUCAGGCUAAGAAAAUAAUUUCGACAAAUGGGAGUUCUAGUAAGGAGCAAUUUUUACAAGACUCCAAAACAAGAAGAGCCUUAACUGAUGUGCCUGUAAACAAUAAUCCUCUAAGCCAAAACAAGAAGAUAGCAACAAACAGCAAAGCCGCCAAAGUACGAAAAGAAGAAAACAGCAGACCUAUUGUUACCGCCAUUCAAAAAAGGCAGAUUUAUAAUGAUCAAAAUGCAGAAAAUGAUGAUGAUGAUGAUGAUGAUGAUGAUGAUGAUGAUAUUUCCGUAUCAAGCAAAAGACGCAAAGUUGAUUUUGAGGAAAAUGAUGGAAUAGUUGGCUGGAAGGAUUUAGACUAUGCUGAAAAAAACGAUUCUGCGAUGGUAGCAGAAUAUUCUUCAGAAAUUUUCGAAUUUUUGUAUGAAAGAGAGUUAGAAACGCUACCAUCUCACAAUUAUUUGCUUGACAAAACCUCGAAGUAUUAUUUAAGGCCUUCUAUGAGAGCAAUAUUAGUAGACUGGCUAGUAGAAGUGCACGAAAAAUUCCAGUGCUAUCCUGAAACAUUAUUUCUGUCCAUAAACGUAAUGGAUAGAUUCCUAGCCAAAAAUAAGGUCACCAUGAACAAAUUACAACUAUUAGCAGUAACCUCGCUUUUUAUAGCGGCAAAAUUUGAAGAAGUAAACUUGCCCAAGUUAGCAGAAUAUGCUUACAUCACCGAUGGUGCAGCUUCCAAAAAUGACAUAAAAAGUGCGGAAAUGUUCAUGCUCACGUCUUUGCAAUUCAAUGUUGGUUGGCCCAACCCACUCAAUUUUCUGAGAAGGAUCUCCAAGGCAGAUGAUUAUAAUCUGGCUGAUAGAAACAUCGGUAAGUUUAUCUUAGAGUAUGCCUACUGUUGUCAUCAAUUCAUUCAUUUGCCACCAUCUAUCAUAAGUGCGAUGGCUAUGUAUGUGGCGAGAAGAGUGACCAAUAAAAACAAGCAUGAACUAUGGAACAAAACUCUCGAGCAUUACAGUGGCGGAAUUGACCCGAUACAAGAUGAAACAUUUCAAUCCUACUGUAUCGAUCUAGUAACAGACAUUGCUGUUUCUAAAGUUCGUUUGGAUUCCUUGACUUUGAAGUACAGGAAGCCGAGAUUUGGUUCGGUUUAUCUCCAAACUUUCAACUGGUGCAAAUCUGAAGUGAGCAACAACUUUCAGAAUUUAUUCCAUUUACAACGACAACAGCGCUGA